Messenger RNA from Urocitellus parryii (Arctic ground squirrel), 941 nucleotides. The record is from RefSeq and is a predicted model, not a curated record. Lineage: Eukaryota; Metazoa; Chordata; Mammalia; Rodentia; Sciuridae.
CUGGCCUUAGCCUUGUUUUUAACCCCCUUCAGUGCAGUACUGCACUACAACAGGUGAGUACCAAAUCGGGGUGUAUUGUGAGCUGCCUGUGGAGCACCCCCCGCAGUUGUUUACCAUCUCUGUAGCCUUGGCGGAGGGGUGAAGAGUUAGGCCGCGUCGGCUACACAACACCAGCCUGGCAGGGCCAACAGAGCACACUGCCAUUCGCUAUCAAGGGCCGGGAGAGGGGCGGGGUCUGUCCAUCAGGMAGCGCCGAGGCUGGGAGGGGCGCAGGGGGCGUGGUACCGGCCUGCGAUCCGCAGGCAGGGGGCGUGCCUCGCAGGGUCCUGCUGCCCACAGGUAGGCGGAUCCAGCUGUGCUCGACCAGGGGUGGGAGCCGAACCCGAGGACGCCAGCGGGCUGACUUCGGCGGGAUGGCGGCUGCAGCCGUGAGCGGUGCCAAACGGAGCCUACGGGCCGAGCUGAAGCAGCGUCUGCGGGCAAUCAGCGCCGAGGAACGGCUGCGCCAGUCCCGCCUACUGACCCAGAAGGUGAUGGCCCACAGUCAGUAUCAGAAUUCCAAAAGAAUUUCCAUCUUUCUAAGCAUGCAAGAUGAAAUUGAGACAGAAGAGAUCAUCAAGGACAUUUUCCAACAAGGCAAAAUCUGUUUUAUACCUCGAUACCAGUUCCAGAGCAACCACAUGGAUAUGGUAAAAUUAGAAUCACCUGAGGAAAUUUCUUUACUUCCCAAAACAUCCUGGAAUAUUCAUCAACCUGGUGAGGAUGAUGUUCGUGAGGAGGCUUUGUCCACAGCCUUGAUAGGACUAUCUGCAAAGGAAGAAUCUUUGCAACAGGAUUAUCAGAUUCCAAAAUGUAAUCUAGUAGAAGGCAGCACUGUAGGAACAUUCUGCAAGGAGCUAAGGGACUGUAAAGCAUUCCUUGAUAUCACAGAAAUCUCUUGA